Messenger RNA from Caenorhabditis bovis, 7368 nucleotides. Lineage: Eukaryota; Metazoa; Nematoda; Chromadorea; Rhabditida; Rhabditidae. The record is from the annotation of a GenBank genome assembly.
AUGGCGCAAGCAAACGGCAAACGCCACGAUCAGGAAGAAGAGGUCGUGCCGGCGAUCAGACACGACGACGCCGAAUGGAAGAUCAUUCAGCAGAACACCUUUACGCGUUGGGUGAAUAAUCAUUUGCAAAAAGCUGGAGAGUCGAUUAAUAAUUUGGAAACUGAUCUCUCUGAUGGUUUGAAGCUUAUCGCUCUUGCCGGUGUUCUCUCGCAGAAAAAUGUGGGAAAGUACAACAAAAAGGUAAACUUCCGCUCUCAGAAGCUUGAAAAUGUCUCACUGGCUCUCAACUUUUUCCAAUACGAAGAGAAUAUCAAGAUCAUCAAUAUUGGUCAUACACAUAUCGUAGAUCACAACAAAAAGCUUAUCCUUGGUCUUAUUUGGACCUUGAUUCUUCACUAUUCGAUUUCGAUGGGAUGGAUUCAGGAGAAACGUGAAGAUGGUGUUUCUGAAGAAACACCGAAGCAGAAGCUUCUCAACUGGAUCCGCAAUCGUCUUCCGGGUAUGCCGAUCUCGAACUUCACUUCUGAUUGGAACGAUGGUGUCGCACUUGGAGCUCUUGUUAGCUCGAUGGCUCCAGGAGCGCUCAAUGAUUGGGACCAGUGGACGCCGGAUGACGCGCUUCAUAACACGGAGAAGGCGAUGAAAGCGGCGCAAGACUUACUUAAGGUUGCGCCGCUUAUUGCCCCAGCCGAAAUGAUUCAUCCCGAUAUUGAUGAGAUGUCCGUGAUGACUUAUUUGUCGCAAUUCCCGGCUGCUAAACCUGUUGUUGUGAAGCCCCUUGUUAAUGGAAUUAUCAGCAAAUUGGAAAACAAGUUGAUUGUUAAUCAGCCGAUUGAAUUUGAGUUGAGACUUUCUCGUGAAGGAUACAAGCCCAAGAUUGGAAUCCGUGAUGCAGACGGUAAUGACGUUCAUUUAGUUGUCAAGAAGCUUGAAGACGAGCUCUACCGAAUCAAGUUCACCCCGACGAAAGUUGGAGUUCUUAAUAUUGAUGUAGCUGCCACUGACUUGAACACAUUUGAGAAUCAGGCGAUUCCAGACGCAUCCACGACCGUUCAGGUUGUUCCAGUUGCCAAACUUCUUGACUACAACACCUCAGCCAAAGUUGGUGAUGAGGUCAAGUUUACUGUCGUUGACGCUAUUGAAGGACCGGUUGAGGCCAUCGUUGUUGAUGCAUCUGGAAAGGAGCACCGUCUUCCUGUCUUGGAAGGAUGUCAUAAGGGAGAAUUCAAUUUCGAAUAUGUUGUUCCGCAAGUUGGUCUUCACUCGGUCAAUGUGUUCCAGUCGAAUAUUCCGAUCGCCAAUAGCCCAUUCCCGCUUCGUGGAAAACCGAAAAAUGUUUUGUCCGUCUGGGGACGCGGAAUCAUGGAGAAUGGUGUUCGCGCCGGUGACGUCGUCGGUGUUCAUGUGAACUCGUGUGAUCCGGAGGAAAAGGUGGCUUCUGGAAAUGUACAUCUUGACGUUGUUAAAUCUGAUGGUUCGAAGGUCCCGGUUAGUGUCGAAUAUGACGAGGAUUCUGACACGCUCAACUUUGAGUAUUCGCCACUUCAAGCUGAUCAACUAGAGGUUCUUGUGAAGGCAAAUGGCGAAGUUGUCGAAUCGAAGAAGGUCAAUGUCGGACCACCAACGGAAUGCCCGAUUCGCGCAUUCGGGCCGGGACUUGAGCGAGGUGUUGUCAAUGAGCCUUGUGUCUUCGAUGUUGAGAUGAAUGGAGCUGACGGAGCGCUGCAGGUUGAAGUUGAAGGAACUAGCAAAACGGAGAUAAACUUGCAAGAGAGGCCUGAUGGAAGCGCCAUCGUCUCGUAUACGCCGCUGAACAAGGGCGUUUAUCGUGUUUCGGUUCUCUCGGCCGGUGAGCACAUCAAGGAUUCGCCGUUCUGUCUCAAGGUUGAAGAGUCGAAGCUUGGAUUGAAGCCGAGCGCGACACGUGUCACUGGAAUUGACGAGAACAAAAUGUACACUGUUGGCGAGAAGGUGCCGUUCCGUGUCGACACGCGUCUCGUCGGAGCUGACAUUGUACCGAAGGUGGAGGUUCUUGAUUCGCAUCUCAACAAGAUUCAAUAUGGAGCCAGAGAAGUAACGCCGGGUAUUUUCGAGUACAACUUUGUACCAAAACAAGCCAUCAAGCAUAAUAUAAAUGUUAGUGUGGGAGGAGUUGCGGCUCCGGGAGCACCAUAUUCGAUCAAAGUAAAGGAGUUUAUCGAUCCAUCGAAGUUGAGAAUUUAUGGACCCGGAAUUGACGGACCAGUGUAUACAAAGGAGCCUACUCGUUUUACCAUUGACGCCAAGCAAGCUGGAGCUGGAACUGUUGAAGUGGAGCUGAGAGACAAUAUUGGAGAAAAAGUGGAUUUGGAUGUUCUCGAUAAUCAGGAUGGCUCGUUUACCGUAAAAUACACUGCUAAACGUCCAGGAUCUUAUCAGCUUAACGUGGUAUUCGCUGGCGAGGAGAUUUCACCAAUUGAAAUCAAUGUGAAGCCUAAUGUUGACACUUCUGGAAUUAGUAUCGAAGGCCUUGAGAAUGCUGUUGUUACGGUCAACGUCGAAAAGGAGAUCCACGUGUUCACUACGGAUGGUGACAACACGAGGAUUGUGAUUACCUCUCCGUCGGGAAGAGUUGUUGAGGCUUUCAUUGAAUCGACGCCGAGCGGAUUCCGAGUGCGAUUCACGCCUUCGGAAGUCGGCGAUUACUCGAUUGAUGUUACUUAUCAGGAUAUCCCUAUUGAUGAUUCGCCAUUCAAGAUGCAAGCGGUUGAAGAGGAAUUGGAUGGAGAUCGUGAAAUGGGAUCACUGGCCGAAGCCGAAUAUGUCGUCAGCGGAUUGGGACCACCUCGAGCUGAUUUGGUGGAAGUGUCGGGACCUGGGCUGGGUCCCCUUGUGGCUCAACGCCCGACAUAUGUCAUCAUUGACACCACUAAUGCAGGAUUUGGAGAUAUUGACGUGUUUGUCGAUGGACCGAUGAAAACUCCUCUUCACUGCGUUGAUAAUCAGGAGGGCGCUUUGAAGAUGUGUUUUACGCCAAAGACGCCGGGACUUUAUUAUCUUCGAGUGAUGUUUGAUAAUCAACAUGUGCCGGGAAGCCCGUUCCAGAUUGUUGCUGUUGCUUCACUGCUAGCUUCGCCGUCGAUGUUGUCGGAGCGCGCCGAGAGCCCGUAUUCGUCGAUUUCUAGCAACGCGUGCCUCAUUGGGACCCGUCUCAACCCGAAAAUCGACAUUGGAAACUUAAAGCCCACCGCGAGUGGUGUUCGAAUUGUUGACGAAGUUGCUGGCAAGAGAUUCAAUAUUCCGGUUGUCAAAAAUGAGGAUGGCACGUAUUCGAGCCGAUUCCCGAUUGUCAAUCUUGGAAUUCAUCGAUUUUCUGUGUUGUUUGAUGAUGAGAUUGUUGACGAGUUUGACUAUGAGGUUCUGCCUGGAACUGAUGUAUCGAAAUGUCAAGCUCAUGGCGAGGGUCUAAAAUCUGCAAUUGUUGGCGAAAAAGCCACGUUUGAUUUGGAUAUUCAUGGAGCCGGAGAAGGGGCCCUUGAUGUUCAGAUGAAGGGUCCAUCGAAGGCUGAAUCGAAGAUUAUUGAUCAUAAGGAUGGUAGUUGCACUGUUGACUAUGUUGCUCAUGCUCCUGGAGAAUAUGAGAUUGCUAUAAUGUUUGGUGAAAAGGAUAAGAAAAAGCACAUCAGGGGUUCUCCGUUCAAAGCGGUUGUUGACUAUAAGAAGGAUCCUUCGAAGAUCGCCGUUACCGGAUUGGAGACACCGAUUGUCCGAGUUAAUCAGCCAUCGAACUUUGUCAUCGAUGCGUCGAAGACUAAAGAUGGAACGAUUAUUGCGAGACUCCCGCCCGGAUUUGAGCAGCCUGUUCUUCGAAAAUCGCCUCAUAAUCCGAGAAUCUACACCGGCGAAUUCACACUAAAUGGUGAAGCCGGCAAAUCGGUGCCGUUGGAGAUUCUCUAUGAUGGAGAAGUUAUUCCGAGGAAGCCAAUCUUGUUGAAGGUGAUUCCGGAGACUCAGCCCGAAUUGCUUAAGCAUUCUGAGAAAGAAAUGAUUGCUGAUGCGUCGAAUAUGGGAAAGAUUGAUUUUGAUGUAAGAGAUUGCGGAGUUGUUCGAGAGCUUGGAGCGGAAGUUGUGGGACCAGAUGGACGUUCUAGAGAGAAUCAUCUUCGCGCUCUCGAGCCGAAUGGCGUGUUCGAAUUGUCGUUCCCGACUGACAUGGCUGGAGAUUACGUUGCUACAAUUCGCAUGAAUGGAGAGAAAACUGGGAAGCCUUUGAUCGUGAAGGCGCUGAAAUGUGGAAAGAAAGCUGACAUUGUCAAAACUGAUAUUCUUCCAUUCCGCGAAGUUCUCCAUGAUUCACCGGCCAUCUUGUCGUAUGAUCAUCCAUUUGAGAAGAAAAAGAAAGGACCACACCCGAAUUUGUGUGUUGUCGCGAAGCGACCCGACGCAGUGGAAAUUGAUGUGACCUCAAGACCGGCCCAGAAUGGAAACGGAAUCAACGAGGAGGUUAAAAUCAUCCCGACGAAGCUCGGAAAGAAUGAGCUUGACGUUUAUUAUGGAGGAGAGCAUGUCGAUCAUGUGGAGUAUGAGGCGGUCGAGCUCGAAGCAUUCGAGAAAGUCAAGGCUCAACACGCCACUGUUACUGUUGACGACGUCGAGAAGUACGAAAAGGACUAUCUGCACGAGUCGUACGUCAAAGAACAGAACACCUGUGAGAAGGAGCAACAAUUGCAGCGUUCGCUCGACAUCGACGAGAAGCCGUUUGUUUCGCAUCAGAUUCCGGUAGAGAAGAGUCCGAAGUCGAAGCCGUUGCCGCAAAAGGAGUUUAGGUUCAACCUACAAGAUCCAAGCCUACGAAUUGAAGAACUUGAAGCGUACGUCAUGCCGCCAAGUCAUAAGAAAGAAGCUGCGGAGAUAAUUGACAAUCAUGAUGGUACCAUCCUUGUGAAGUACGUCCCGAAGGUUCUCGGAGCCCACGAGCUGUCGAUUCUCCAGAAUGGAGCUCAACUUCAAGGAACUCCGAUUAAAUUCUUUGUUGAUGGCUAUGGAGAUGGAUACGCAACUGUUUACGGUGCUGGUCUACAAAAUGCCAUUGUUGGCGAACCAGCCGCAUUCACGGUUUGCGCCAAAGGAUCACAGGCGAAGGAGUUGGCCGUAAGCAUUGAGGGACCGGCCUCGAGCAAUAUCAAAAUACAUGACAACAAAGAUGGAACGUGCUCGGUUGCCUGGGUACCGCCGGUUCCCGGAGAGUACAAUGUUCAUGUGAAGUUGGGUGGAAAAGAAGUUCGCGAUUCGCCUUUCAAAGUUUUGGUUAUGGGAGAGGGCCAGAAGCGUUCCCAUCUUUCUGUUGGAUCCACUUCGGAAGUUGCUCUUCCACUCACUGAAGGUGAACUCAAAGGAAUCUCCGCUUCGAUCAAAUCGCCUGGAGGAAUCGAGGAGCCAUGCUUUGUUCGUCUUUUGGACGGCGGUCGACUCGGCGUCUCGUUCACUCCGCGUGAGGCUGGAGAGCACCUGAUCACUGUUAAGCGUGACGGAAAACUCGUGCCGAAGGCGCCGUUCAAGAUCAAGGUCGAUCGUUCGCAGGUCGGUGAUGCUAGCAAGGUUGAGGUCAGCGGACCGGGAAAAGCCAAGGCGGUCACGCUUCAGGAGAAUGAGCUUCUUGUUGAUACCACUAAAGCUGGAUAUGGAGGUCUUUCGGUUUCCGUUCAGGGACCAUCGAAAGCUGAACUGAAGUGCAGAGAAGUGAAGACUGGACUUGUCAAGGUUCUUUACACACCAACAGAGCCGGGAGUCUACGCAAUUGCGAUUAAAUUCGCUGAUCAUCAUGUCAAAGAUUCCCCGCUUACCGUGCAAUGUACCGGAAAGAGCGCUGGACGCGUUGUGCAGACAAUUGAGCGACGCGCUGAGCAACAGACGUUGGCUCUUCCGAAUCAGGAGUCGCUUUUGUAUUUCAAGUUGCCGAACACCUCACCAAUGGACAUCAACGCGAGAUUGAUGGAUCCGAAGGGGCAUACUGAGGAUAUUGAGAUGAGAGAUAUUGGGCAGCAGUUCUAUCAGCUCAAGUUCUUGCCGAAGAUGGAAGGAGUCCAUACUAUCUCGAUUAUGUACAAGGAUGCGCAUGUCAAUGGUUCUCCGUUCCAAUUCACCGUUGGAAGCUUCUCGGAAAGUGGAGCUCACAAAGUGCGCGCUGCUGGACAGGGAGUUGUUCGUGGAGAGACUGGCAACUUCAACUCUUUCAACUUGUAUCAUCGCGAGGCAGGACCUGGAAAGUUGACGGUGACUGUCGAAGGACCGAGUAAAGCGGCGCUUGAAUUUAAGGACCAUAAGGAUGGAAAUUGCCAUGUUGACUAUAAGGUGGCGACUCCGGGAGAGUACAUCAUUGCCGUCAAGUUCAAUGAUCAACAUAUUCCCGAUUCGCCGUUCAAGGUUUUCAUCGCGCCGGCUAUUGGAGAGGUGCGCAAGCUUGAGCUCGCCCAGUUCCACGAUCAAGGAAUUCCUGCUGGAAAGGCGUUCACAUUCACUGUGCUCACCCAUCGCGCCAAGGGACAUCUUGAGGCUAAGGUGAUUGCACCCAACAAUGAGGUUGAAACGAUUGACAUUGUACCGAUCGAGGAUGGCGAGAGCUACGCUAUGCGAUUCGUGCCGAAGGAGACUGGAAACCACUAUAUUCAUGUGACGCUUGAUGGUGCGCCGAUGCGCGACUCGCCGUUCCGCCUUCGCGUUGGUGGCAAAGAUUUGUGCGACCCGACGGCGAUCACGGCUUCUGGUGAAGGACUCGCCAAGGGACUUACUGGACAGAAGUGCGAGUUUAUUGUGAACACUGCGAAUGCUGGAGCCGGUAUCUUGAAUGUCCAAAUGGAAGGACCGAGCAAGGUCACCUUGGAUGCCUAUGAGCUUGAAAAAGGUUACAAAGUGCGAUACACUCCGUUGGCUCCAGGAGACUACUUUGCCUCUAUAAAGUACAACGGUAUCCAUGUGCCAGGAUCGCCAUUCAAGAUUCCCGUCGAAGGAAAAGCUUUGGGAGGCAACGGAUACAAUGAGACGUCCACGGUGAAGAUUGAUGCUGUUGCCAAGACCAGCAAGGGUACCGUUGCUACUGUUCCGGAAUACACAGGAGAUGCUAGCAAGGUAACCGCUAAGGGUGCAGGAUUGAACAAGUUCUUCCCUGGACGACCGGCGGCGUUCCAGAUCGAUACUGGAUUGGCUGGAACCAAUUUGUUGAUGGUUGGUGUGGUGACGUCAAAGGGACCGUGCGAGGAGGUUAUGGUCCGCCAUCAAGGACAAGGACACUAUGUGUGCUCGUACCGUAUUCCGGAGCGAGUCAAAGGGUUCAUUUUCAUCAAAUAUGGUGAUAAGGAAAUUCCGGGAUCUCCAUUCGCCAUCGAGCCAUAA